Messenger RNA from Aspergillus clavatus NRRL 1, 1092 nucleotides. Its product is annotated as putative origin recognition complex subunit 3. Gene Ontology annotation, molecular function: DNA replication origin binding. Gene Ontology annotation, cellular component: nuclear pre-replicative complex; nuclear origin of replication recognition complex; DNA replication preinitiation complex. The record is from RefSeq and is a predicted model, not a curated record. The transcript has 2 exons. The coding region runs from base 1 to 1092 and encodes 363 amino acids. NCBI's taxonomy places the organism in Eukaryota, Fungi, Ascomycota, Eurotiomycetes, Eurotiales, Aspergillaceae. Gene Ontology annotation, biological process: DNA replication; DNA replication initiation.
AUGACCCAUUUCUUCGCAAAUCCCUUGUCUGUACUUCUAGCCGACGAUCGGUCUGCCAAACUUCGAACUCCUCCAGUGUGCGAAGCGAUUAGGAACCUUCCGUCGUUUCGAAAGUACUCUGAGCAUCUCCUCGAUGAAGGUCUCUACGAUCAAACGCGCAGGUUGCUUAAUGACGACGAAUUUCUCUUCGAAGAAUCUUUACGAAAUCUUGACUAUGGGCAGCAGAAGAUGCGUGACAUCUUUCAGGCAGUUAAAUGGAUCCAGACAUCUCGCAGGGCUCUUGAUCUUACAAAAAGAACGGAUAUAUCGGAACUCUCGAUCCGCGCGCUAUCAGGGGAAUUACAGAACUCAUCAUCUGUGGAAGACAUGUUCAAGAUCCUGAAGACUCUGGAUUCUGCAAGAUUGAGUGACUUCAUGGGCAAUCUUCCCGAAGGCGUUAUUAGGAGGGAGGAUUUCCAAGAGCUGAAGAGAGACUUUGAUGUGUUAUUGCAAGAGUACCCAGGCGUGGAACCGCUGCGGAGCGAAUAUGAUGGCCGUCAAUCCGUUGUGGCAACAACCGUUGUGCAACAACGGGUCAAGCUCAAUAAGGGGAAAGCCAAGGCUACCAAGCAAAGCGUUGAGUAUACGAGGAUCAUGGAUCGUUUGUACGUGCUCCUGGAGGAAUAUCUGGCAGGAGAUCUACUGCGGCCACAGGAUUUGUUCCUGCAUGAGGUAUUCUUCAUCGAUAUGAAGAACCCUCUGAAGGAAACAUUCACACCCAGGCCUCGUUUUGCUAUAGAACGAGCACUUUCAACCCCGUUCGACUAUCUAUUAUCAGCAUCGGACACAGCCGAGACUAAAUUAUCCGCGAAGCAACCCGCUACGGCAAUCCUCUAUCAGUUGUACCUUGAGUCUGGUUCCUUGGUGAAUGUCAACGAUAUCUGGCAGGCAUUCUAUACCAUUUUUGAAAGUGAGCAAGGCGAUAAGUGCAAUGAACGGAUGGUUAUGGCACUUUUCUACCGGGCUCUAUCGGAACUAAAGGCAUUCGGAAUGGUCAAGAGCAGCCGGAAGAAGAUUGAUCAUGUUGCAAAAUCAGCUUGGGUUGGAUUAUGA